UUGAAGGUCUAGUCACAGGGCAUUUCCAAGAGCUCUAUCUUUGUCGGAUCAAGCCCUCACAGUUCAUCAGCCAUCUCUGGAGCACACGCAAUGUUGAAUUCACACUGUUGAAAUUACGAGUAUAAUCGUUCGCUCUGAUGCUUGAACUAUGAAUCCAAGGCUUGAAUCUUGAGAAUUGAAGAACGAAUAGAGUACCAGAAUGCACGCAAAGUUCACAGCAACCUGCUUUAAGCCAUCGCCAAUCUUCCAUGGAAAAUUAAAAUUUCCCGAGAUUAAGUGCUGUGCUAGGAAUUCUCCCCCUUCAUCAUCUUCUCCUUCUUCCUCAGACCACAAGUUUCGUGGAUUCAAGCUCGCGGGUGCAAAUAGAUGGAAGCUCUACGACGUUGAUGCCGCUGCACUGCAAGGAACCUUGAACCAUUGGCUAUCAAAGACCCAAGACUUCUUGAAUGAAGUGACGACUCCCCUGGUGAAAACUGUACAUGAUAGAAAGCCUAAUCCCGGAAAUGUAUUUGAUACUCAAGAUACAGAGGACAUCUUCAUGGCAGAACAAACAAUUGAUAGUAGAACACCCAAUGGAUAUCUUUCUUUAGCUGCCAUCGUUUCCAUUGAGCAAUUUAGCAGGAUGAAUGGAUUGACAGGGAUGAAAAUGCAGAAGAUAUUUAAAGCACUUGUUCCUGAAUCUGUAUAUAGUGAUGCUCGUAAUUUGGUGGAGUAUUGCUGCUUUAGGUUUUUGUCUAGAGAUAGUUCUGAAAUCCAUCCAUGUCUCAAGGAACCGGCAUUUCAAAGAUUGAUUUUUAUAACUAUGCUUGCCUGGGAGAAACCUUACAGUAAAGGGAAUAAUCCUCAUGACGUUGCCUCAGAAAAAGCUUCUUUUCAGAGGAGGUGUGUGCAAGAGGCGGCUUUUAUUCGUGUUGCCCCUGCGAUUUCUGGAUUGUCUGAUCGGUCAACAGCACAUAACCUUUUCAAGGCUCUCGCUGGUGAUGAAUGGGGCAUCUCCUUCAGCACAUGGUCCACAUAUAUUAAUGAACUUCUGAAGGUGCAUGAAGGACGAAAAAUUUACCAAUUUCAAGAAGGCCCCCAGCUUUCCAGUGAGAGAAUUCUUUGCCUUGGUUCAAACAGGAAGCGACCUGUUUUGAAAUGGGACAAUAAAAUGGCUUGGCCAGGAAAACUUACUUUGACUGAUAAGGCACUUUACUUUGAGGGACUGGUCGGGCAAAAGGGUACUAUAAGACUGGAUCUUACAAGACGUGACUCAAGGGUUGACAAAACAAGGGUUGGGCCUUUGGGAUCUGAUCUUUUUGACUCUGCGAUUUCUGUUACUACUGGAGAAGAGUCCAAAACUUGGGUACUUGAAUUUGUUGACUUGGGAGGUGAAAUGAGACGGGAUGUGUGGUAUGCAUUUAUUCGUGAAGUUAUUGCUUUACAUAAGUUCAUUGGGGAGUUUGGACCAAUGGAUGGUGAUCAAUCAGUUUAUCAUGUGUAUGGCGCACAUAAAGGGAAGGAAAAGGCUACUGUCUAUGCUAUUAAUGGCAUUGCACGACUUCAGGCUCUUCAGUUUAUGCGUAAGAUUGUGGAAGAUCCCCUUAAACUUGUCCAGUUCUCAUAUCUGCAAACUGCACCCUUUGGUGACUUAGUUUGCCAAACUCUAGCUGUAAAUUGUUGGGGUGGCCAAUUGGUUUCAAAAUUCACAGAGGAAGGGUAUGGUCAGGGUCUGAGAAUCUCCGAGGAAGAACCUGAAAGUAUCAAUCAUGUGUUUGAUGUAGAUGGAAGUGUAUAUUUGCGGAAAUGGAUGAGAUCUCCAUCAUGGGCUUCUAGUGCUUCAGUUGCCUUUUGGAAGAACUCUUCAGUAAGACAAGGGGUAGUGUUGAAUAAAAAUAUUGUUGUGGCUGAUAUGAGUUUGAUAGAAAAGGCAGCUAUUUCAUGCAGAGAAAAGUACAGGGAAGUGGAAAAAACACAAGCCACUAUUGAUGCUGCCAUGAUUGAAGGGAUACCCAGUAACAUUGACCUUUUCAAGGAACUGGUGCUACCCUUGACUCUUACUGCCAAAAGUAUUGACAAACUUAGGCGUUGGGAGGAGCCUCACUUGACUGCAGCUUUUCUUGCAUUUGCCUAUGCUAUUAUUUUCAGAAACUUGCUGUCCUUUAUAUUCCCUACGGCAUUGAUGAUCCUGGCUGCUGGCAUGUUAUUAUUAAAGGGGCUGAGGGAGCAAGGCCGCCUUGGUCGAUAUUUUGGGAAAGUCACAAUAUGUGAUCAGCCACCGUCAAAUACCAUUCAAAAGAUAAUUGCUCUGAAAGAGGCCAUGCGUGAAGUGGAAAAGUAUCUCCAAAAUCUAAAUGUUUCACUGCUAAAAAUACGUACAAUCCUUCUGGCAGGACAACCUCAGAGAACAACUGAGAUUGCUCUGGUCCUGUUAAUGAGUUCGGCAGUCCUCCUUGUUGUCCCUUUCAAGUUCAUUCUUGCUUUCCUUCUCUUUGAUCUCUUCACCCGGGAACUCGAGUUAAGGAGAGGAAUGGUCACGAGAUUCAUGAGUCUGCUGAAGGAGCGGUGGGAUGCGGUGCCUGCUGCCCCUGUGGUUGUCUUACCUUACCAGGGUGAAGAGCACAAGUCACUAACUCAAGCUGGAGAAACCAGUGACAGCUCAGAUUGGAGCAAUAGUAAGUUUGGAUAAAUUUUGGCAUAUACAUCCCACUCAUAGUAAUGAAAAGAUAUGUAGUACCUUAGUUUGAAGAAAAUAGGAACCCCAAUAUACAGUUUUGUAUCAUUUUGUACAUACAAAUCUGUAGUUCAACUUCCAUGGAAUUAUCUCCAUGAUAGAUUGACAUUUGCAGAAAAAGUAUGUCAUUUGAAGUGUAAACCCUCUACUUGAAUCGGCUUCAUCACGAAGGAGUUGUUUGUUUGUA
Molecule: messenger RNA, 2900 nt
Organism: Diospyros lotus (date-plum)
Lineage: Eukaryota; Viridiplantae; Streptophyta; Magnoliopsida; Ericales; Ebenaceae
Exons: 11
Coding region: 200-2668 (822 amino acids)
Source: RefSeq, a predicted model, not a curated record